This is a messenger RNA of Medicago truncatula (barrel medic), 924 nucleotides long. Its product is annotated as 60S ribosomal protein L13a-4. Bases 73 to 693 code for a protein of 206 amino acids. The transcript is spliced from 4 exons. Gene Ontology annotation, molecular function: structural constituent of ribosome; mRNA binding. Gene Ontology annotation, biological process: negative regulation of translation; translation. Gene Ontology annotation, cellular component: ribosome; cytosolic large ribosomal subunit. Lineage: Eukaryota; Viridiplantae; Streptophyta; Magnoliopsida; Fabales; Fabaceae. The record is from RefSeq and is a predicted model, not a curated record.
AUACUACAAAAUUUUCGCCGUCACUGCAAAACCUAAAACACCAAGAAAACCCUACAGAAACUCCAGUCGAAAAUGGUGUCAGGUUCCGGAGCAUGUGCAAAGAGAGUCGUCAUUGACGCUCGCCACCACAUGCUAGGUCGUUUAGCGUCGAUUGUCGCAAAAGAGCUCCUAAACGGACAGAAAGUUGUGGUUGUAAGAUGUGAAGAGAUUUGUAUGUCAGGUGGACUCGUUAGGCAGAAAAUGAAGUACAUGAGGUUUCUUAGGAAGAGGAUGAAUACCAAACCCAGUCAUGGUCCUAUUCAUUUUAGGGCUCCUUCAAAGAUUUUCUGGAGAACUCUUCGUGGAAUGAUUCCACACAAGACAAAGCGUGGGGAAGCUGCUCUUGCUAGGUUGAAAGUCUAUGAAGGUAUUCCACCUCCAUAUGACAAGAUUAAGAGGAUGGUUGUUCCUGAUGCUCUCAAGGUAUUGAGGCUUCAAAAGGGACACAAAUUCUGCCUGCUUGGACAAUUGUCAGCUGAGGUUGGAUGGAACUACUAUGAUAUCAUAAAGGAAUUGGAAAACAAGAGAAAGGAAAGAUCACAAUUGGCUUAUGAGAAAAAGAAGCAGAUCAAUAAAUUAAGGGUGAAAGCUGAGAAAAUUGUGGACGAAAAGCUCGGGUCCGAACUACAAGUACUUGCUCCUGUCAAGUACUGAAUAGGCUGCUUUGGUAGCAUCUGGAAAUUUUGUUUUUAAACCAUAUUCUGUUGAACUCUAUGUUUAGUUCUAUAUGUUGUUGGACACUAGAUAUGUUAGUCAUGGAAGUUGUUUUCUGGUUUGCUCAUUAAGAGACCUAUUAUUGAGAAAUUACCUGAGUUAAAAUUGAAGUAUAUUGUUCUCAACCAUUGUUACUUCAUCCCAAUUAAUUAUCAUUUGAUAGUAUUCUUA